Molecule: messenger RNA, 1734 nt
Organism: Aspergillus lentulus
Lineage: Eukaryota; Fungi; Ascomycota; Eurotiomycetes; Eurotiales; Aspergillaceae
Product: FAD-binding oxidoreductase
Biological process (GO): lactate catabolic process
Cellular component (GO): mitochondrion
Molecular function (GO): D-lactate dehydrogenase (NAD+) activity; D-lactate dehydrogenase (cytochrome) activity; FAD binding
Source: RefSeq, a predicted model, not a curated record
AUGUCAGCCGUACGAGGCCAUCUUCUUUCUCGGGGUUUCCCCGCAUAUCCCCGCGCCCUUCUUCGGCAAACCAAAACUCCCCAGCCGCAAGUUUUUUCAGUCAGAGCUACUCGGUAUAACAGCUCCAACAGCUCUAGGGGUUUUUCUAAAAGCCAGUGGAAUUUUGCUGGAUCAAAUUCCCCCGCUCGAGCGGCUCCUGGCUUCUGGACGUCUGGCAAGGCGCUCCUUGCCUGUGUCUUGGCUGCUAGCAUUGGCUACGCAUAUGCUGCCACUAGUCGGCCGUUGCAGUUGGAGAAUUCAAAAAAGCCACAAUAUGGAACGGCGAAUGAUUUCGAAAAGGCGAUUGCUGAAUUGCGGAUCACACUCGGUGAUGAUGCUAUUAGUACGGAUGAGGAUGAACUUCAACAGCAUGGAUACUCAGAAUGGUCUUCCGUGAACGCAGAUCGUCUCCCGGUCGCCGUUGCUUACCCAACGUGUACAGAAGAUGUGGUGAAGAUCGCCAAAGUUUGCCACAAAUACAGGAUGCCAAUGGUUCCUUACUCCGGUGGUUCAAGUCUCGAGGCAAAUUUCUCAGCUCCUUACGGCGGGUUGACCAUUGAUUUCGCCAUGAUGAACAAGAUACUUGAGAUUCACGAAGAUGAUAUGGAUAUCGUCGUUCAGCCAUCUAUCCAAUGGAUGGAGUUGAAUGAAAAAAUCAAGGACACCGGUCUCUUUUUUCCAGUCGAUCCUGGUCCGUCCGCAAUGAUCGGUGGCAUGAUUGGGACCAACUGCAGCGGGACAAAUGCAGUGCGCUAUGGGACAAUGAAGGACUGGGUGAUAAACCUGACAGUCGUCCUGGCAGACGGCCGGGUAAUGAAGACUAGGAGACGCCCCCGAAAGACCUCUGCUGGCUAUAACUUGACAGGAAUGUUUGUAGGCUCCGAGGGUACUUUGGGUAUUGUCACCGAAGCAACUCUCAAGCUCGCUCCGAUUCCAGAACAGACUCGGGUUGGAGUUGUUGCGUUCCCCACAAUUCGGGAUGCUGCGUCUACUGCCAUGCAGCUUAUACGAAAAGGGAUCCCAGUACAGUGCAUGGAAAUUCUGGACGAUGUCCAGAUGGAUGUCAUCAACCGUGCUGGCGGUACCGGCCGGACUUGGAAGACUUUACCCACCCUUUUUUUCAAGUUCUCGGGAACUAAAGCUGGAGUUUCUGACAGUAUCAAUCUGACGAGAGAGCUUGCCAAGAGCAACAAUGCAGCAUCAUUCGAGUUUGCCCGAGACGACCGCGAGGCACACGACCUUUGGUCAGCGCGAAAGCAGUCGUUAUGGAGCAUGAUGUCCUUGCGGAAGGAAGGUUCGGAGGUGUGGUCAACAGAUGUUGCCGUUCCAAUCUCCAGGCUACCUGAUAUUAUCGAAAUCUCAAAGAAGGAGCUCGACAACCUGGGGUUGUUCGCCAGUAUUCUGGGUCAUAUCGGAGACGGAAACUUCCAUUCGAGUAUAAUGUACGACAGAAAGGAUGCCGACCAAAUGGACCGGGUUGAGAAAGUUGUCCACGAUAUGGUCGACCGCGCCCUAGAGAUGGAAGGAUCUUGCACCGGCGAACACGGCGUGGGGCUGGGCAAGAAGGCAUCUUUGAAAAAAGAGCUUGGCCCGGCUACUCUUGAUGUUAUGCGUAGCAUCAAGAAAGCCCUUGAUCCUCACUGGUUGUUAAACCCUGGUAAGAUCUUCGACUAUGAAAGUGAGGCGUCAACAUGA